This is a messenger RNA of Panthera uncia (snow leopard), 3166 nucleotides long. Its product is annotated as integrin alpha-2. The record is from RefSeq and is a predicted model, not a curated record. Gene Ontology annotation, cellular component: external side of plasma membrane; integrin complex. Gene Ontology annotation, biological process: cell adhesion mediated by integrin; cell-matrix adhesion; integrin-mediated signaling pathway. The annotation marks the transcript as partial. The transcript is spliced from 17 exons. Lineage: Eukaryota; Metazoa; Chordata; Mammalia; Carnivora; Felidae. Gene Ontology annotation, molecular function: integrin binding.
CCCCUUUCCAAGGGCAUUUUGAAUUGGCACCAAUUUCUUGAAGGCCCUAAGGGUGUUGAAAAUGCUCGGUUUGGUUCAGCGAUUGCAGCUCUUUCAGAUAUCAACAUGGAUGGUUUUAAUGAUGUAAUAGUUGGUUCACCUUUGGAAAAUCAGAACUCUGGAGCUGUGUACAUCUACAAUGGUCACGAGGGCACCAUUCGCAUGAAGUAUUCCCAGAAAAUCUUGGGAUCUGAUGGAGCCUUUAGGAGCCAUCUCCAGUACUUUGGGAGAUCUUUGGAUGGCUACAGUGAUUUAAAUGGGGAUUCCAUCACUGAUGUGUCCAUUGGUGCCUUUGGACAAGUGGUUCAGCUCUGGUCACAGAGUAUCGCUGAUGUAUCUGUGAAUGCUUCCUUCACGCCAGAAAAAAUUACUUUGUUCAACAAGAAUGCUGACAUAAAACUCAAACUCUGUUUCAGUGCAAAGUUUAGACCUACUAAGCAAAACAGUCAAGUGGCCAUUAUAUACAACAUCACAAUUGAUGCAGACCUAUAUUCAUCCAGAGUAACCUCCAGGGGGUUAUUUAAAGAAAAUAAUGAAAGAUGCCUGCAGAAGAAUAUGAUAGUGAGUCAAACACAGAGUUGCUCUGAGUACAUCAUCCACAUACAGAAGCCCUCUGAUGUUGUCAGCUCUUUGGAUCUGUGUGUCAACAUCAGUCUGGAAAACCCUGGCACCAGCCCUGCCCUCGAAGCCUACUCUGAGAAGGCCAAGGUCUUCAGUAUCCCUUUCUACAAGGAAUGUGGGGAUGAUGGAGUUUGCAUCUCUGAUCUAGUUCUAGAUGUCCAACAGCUGUCAGCUGCUCAAGAUCAACCCUUUAUUGUCAGCAACCAAAACAAAAGGUUAACAUUUUUAGUAACGCUGAAAAACAAAAGGGAAAGUGCCUACAACACUGGAAUUGUUGUUGAUUUUUCAGAAAACUUGUUUUUCGCUUCCUGGACCAUGCCGGUUGAUGGGACAGAAGUCGUAUGCCAGAUUGCUUCAUCUCAGAAAUCUGUUACCUGUGAUGUAGGCUACCCAGCUUUAAAGACAGAGCAACAGGUGACUUUCAUGAUUAACUUUGACUUCAAUCUUCAAAACCUUCAGAAUCAGGCAUCUGUCAGUUUCCAAGCCUUAAGUGAAAGCUCUGAAGAAAACAAGGCAGAUAAUUUGGUCAAUUUCAAAAUCCCUCUGCUGUAUGACGCCGAAAUUCACAUAACGAGAUCCACCAACAUAAAUUUUUAUGAAGUCUCCUCGGAUGGGAAUGUUCCUUCUGUCGUGCACAGUUUUGAAGAUAUUGGUCCAAAGUUCGUCUUCUCUGUUAAGGUAACAACAGGAAGUGUUCCAGUCAGCAUGGCAUCCGUGAUCAUCCACAUCCCUCAAUACACCAAAGAAAAGAACCCGUUGAUGUAUGUGACUGGGGUGCACACAGAUCAGGCUGGUGACAUCAGUUGUAAUGCUGAAAUAAAUCCACUGAAAAUAGGACACACAGCUUCUUCUGUAUCUUUCAAGAAUGAAAAUUUCCGGCACAUAAAAGAAUUGAACUGUAGAAGUGCUACGUGUAGCAAUGUUACCUGCUGGCUGAAAGACCUUCAGGUCAAAGGAGAGUACUUCCUUAAUGUGUCUACCAGAAUUUGGAAUGGGACUUUUGCGGCAUCAACUUUCCAGACAGUACAGCUGACCGCAUCUGCAGAAAUAAACACCUAUAACCCUCAGAUAUACGUGAUCGAAGAAAACACAGUCACGAUUCCCAUUACGAUAAUGAAACCCCAUGAGAAAGCUGAAGUACCAACUGGAGUUAUAGUAGGAAGUGUAAUUGCUGGAAUCGUUUUGCUAUUAGCUCUGGUUGCAGUUUUAUGGAAGCUUGGCUUCUUCAAAAGAAAAUAUGAAAAAAUGUCCAAAACUGCGGAUGAGAUUGACGAGACCACAGAACUCAACAGCUGAGCCCCACGGCGGUCUCACUGCAACGUGAGCUGUGGCAGCACAGCCAGGGUUUGCUGUUUGUGUGAAUGGAUUUGUUUUAAAUCCCAGUGCUUUAUGUGUAAGCGGUAAAACUCGCCUGAUACUUUACGAAAACUGCAGGUCAGUUUGGGAAGAAGAAAUUGGGUUGUUUUUUUUUUGGGGGGGGGCUAGGAGUAGAAAGGGUAAAAGACGGAUUUUAUAUGGGGGGGGUGGGGGCAGGGAGUGACCUUUACACUGGCUGGUCCAGAGUUUACAUAAUGUGCAUUGUGUCAGAAACAUGAAAUGCUUCCAAACAUGAGAAGUCUUAAAGAAAAAUAGAACCUUUCUCAGAUUUGGUGGGGGGAACCCCAACCAUUUAAAGUGAUUGUUUUUAAACAGUGACCACAAGAGUGGAAGUACUUGGCCUAGCUAUAUAAUUAGCUUGGAUACUGAGGUUGAUGGGGGGAAAAAGACAACACAGGUCUUCAACUUAUGCUGGUCAUCCAGAGCUGUCACAGAGGUUAUUUUAAGUGACCUUUUUGUUAAUGAAGGUAUAAUUUGCUGCUGUUGGCCUUCUCAGAGUCCCUUUUUUGCUAUGAUCUAUUUAUCAAAACAAUCUUGGAUACCUGGUAGGAGCCUAGAGUAUGCUUCCUACAGAGGAAACCUCCAUUUAAGGGGGUGGGGGCUGGGAGGGUAGUUUAGAAGUCAAAUGCAAAAUUUAAAAUCUGUAUCACAACAUUGAUGGUAAAAUCCUAUCUACUAGAGGCCCAGCCUGUGCCAAAAGAAGUAGGAAGUUCCCUUUCUCCUUCACCAUGCACAGCUGGCUGACUUGACUGCCUGGCAGGGACCUAGUUUCAAUUUAUGGAAAAGGAGUAAUUUCUUUGGCAUCCUUCCUCCUUCCGUACUAAACCACUCUUGCACCUACCUCCUGGUGUCCCCAUCUUCUAGAAGCCCACUAAGGCGUGCCUUCCUCUCCAGUAAUUCAGGGUUAGCCACCUCCCUUUGGCCUUCAUCCAAAUCUCCAAUUCGUUGGAGCAGCUGCUCUACACCAGGUGUGAGGAAGAAAAAUCAUCUCACUUACCUACUUGCAUGAAUAAUCCCUUUAACUCCAGGGAGCUAUUUUCCUUUAUUGCUAAACAAGUAAGAAAAAUAAGCCACGGUGAAUUUCUAAUUGUUGGAAUUUCAGGCAGUGCAAACAAAGUACAAAACAAAA